Molecule: messenger RNA, 824 nt
Organism: Pieris brassicae (large cabbage white)
Lineage: Eukaryota; Metazoa; Arthropoda; Insecta; Lepidoptera; Pieridae
Product: ATP synthase subunit s, mitochondrial
Exons: 4
Coding region: 148-747 (199 amino acids)
Source: RefSeq, a predicted model, not a curated record
AACACUGAUGCCAAAUGAAAAUAUUUUCUAUCUCAAACACAACAGUGAUACGCAAAAAAAUUAAAUUGGUGAUCAUUUUAAAAUUGCUUAAUAUAUGAAUAUACAGAUUACGUCGACAUUUUAUAUCAAUUUAAUAAAAAGUAAAACAUGUUAGGAUUACAAAAAAAGGUACCACCAUGGAUUACGCGACAAAAUAUCCACAAAACUCCCAUACGAAAAUUUUGGGAAUAUGUGAACAUGAUGUUUAAUAAGCCUGAUUUAGAGCGCAUCAAAACAUUAGGUCCUGAUCGUGCUUGUGCCGAAUGGGUUCUACGAAAUGGUGGCAAAGUUAUAUGGGCAGAUGGUAAAAAGUUGGCAGAUUACAAUUCUCUCCCACCUGAAACUGAGUUUGUUCAAAAAGUUGCAGUCAUUGAUGGGUCUGAAUCUUCUAUAUCACAUUAUGGCUUUGCCCAUUUGAGUGGAUGUACACAGCUAUGGAAAAUUAUCCUUCAUAAUAAUAAAUAUGUUGAUGAUAGAGCCAUGCAAGCAUUAGAACAUGGAAAAAAUUCCUUAACUAAUAUCCAAGUAUCACAGUGCAUUAAUGUGACAGAUGUUGGUUUAAAAGAUCUGAGUGUUCUGACAAAGCUGCAGACAUUAAUAUUGUUUAAUUUGUCUAGUGUUGACAACAUAGAAGAAUGUAUUAAACAAUUACGCUUAAGUUUACCUAAGUGUAAAAUAAUAGAUGCAGAGGAGAAAUUACAGAACUAAUAGGUGUAUAACGAAAUAGAAAUCUGUCAUAAUGGAACAAAAUAAAAUUUAUACUGUUAAUAAAUUAUAAUACAUUU